UUAAUGCCUGAAUUCUUCCCUUUCAGCCUCAACACAAUGGAUAUGGUUUACAGAAACCACAAAUUAGAAUUGGACAAAACCAUUUUCGAGAUUCAGGAUGCUAAAGAAAGCAUUGAGGCUUGUGAGCAAAAAGCUCCAGACUUGGAGAAACGGUUUCAGUUUUUCCAGGAAUUGAGGGGGUAUGUUCGGGACUUGGUAGAAUGCCUAAAUGAGAAGGUAUGUCCCCCCAUAUUUGUUGUUUGCCUCAUUGACUUGUGUAGUUGACAUCUCUCUAUUAUUUUUUUUUUCACCGUGGGGGAGAGAUUGCCAUAAUAGAUCAGGGUUUGUACUGGUUUUAUUAUUCACAGCUUAUGCAACCGUAGAUCAUGUAAGUGUCAGGAUUAAAUUAAACAAAGUUUUGUCCCCAUUUUUCUGGCCACAUUGUUACUGUGUCAAAAUAUUAUAUAUAGGCACCUAACCAUAUUAUUAUCAAAUAAACAUUUAGUUGUUCAUUGUCUACAAGGGUAAUGUUUCUAACUAAUGGUUUCCCUUUCUGAUCAUCUUACUAUUUUUUAAUAUUUUUUUUUUAGAUGAGUUUCAAAUCCCAGUGAAAGCAAUUUUAUUUUCAUUCACCUUUAUGUUUUUGUAAUAAUUCUUUAAAGUCAUUACAACAAUGUCCAUCAUUCCUUUUAAACAGUUGUACAUUACAAAUUAAAUUAGCAAAAUUGUCCUAGCCCUAAUUUUGUCACUUUACCAUCUAGGGUUGAAUUCAGUCAAUGACAGUCUAUACAUUAGUUUACUUCAAGUGUUCAACUACCACUCUUACUUGUAUUUGUGCAUGCAAUUUCUUCUAUUGUGAAUUCUUCAAUUAAAAAAAACCAAGGAUUUAAUUUAUGUAAUAAUUAUCCUCAACCUUUUUUUCUACUGUAAUUCCAGUAUAAACCCUGAACUACAUUUUAGCAGCCAGGCUAAAAAAAAAAUGCUAUGGAAUGGUUCAAACCUUUCAAAUAAAAAAAAAAUAAAAAAAUCAAUUACAACUUCUUUAUGUGUCCAAACAAAGACAGGAGAGACUUGAGGGGAGGAUAAAAGUCAGUCAUCCCAAGUUUGGAGGGACAUCCCUUCUGGUUUAGGUUCUGCUUUAUACAUAUUUGAAGCUGGCCAUGCCAGAUUAAGGGCCAUGCUGUUUUUGAGGUGAUACAAAUUGAUAGUGGUCAUUCUUGCAAAACAUUUAACACUGGAGUGGUAAAAUUAACUUUAACUGUAUAUAUGGAAAGCAAUUUUGGGCUGCAAUGAGUUAGUGCACAUGGGUGCUGCAAUAAGUUAGUGCGCAUGGGGAGCUGCAAUGAAUCAGCGCCCGUGGGUCAUGAAAAGGAAACAUCUUCAGAAAAUUCAUUCUAUAUCUUUAUGCAAUACUGCUGGUAUAAGUGUAAUGAGUGGCUUUCAUUUUAUAAAAUUAAAAUCUACUGUCCUAAAUUUUUAAAAAUCUUAAACUCUUGACUCUUCCAUGUGGUGAUAAAGCACUUGAUUUUCCUCCCAUCUCUAGAAAUUUAAAAAAUUGAUACAAUCCCUUAAAAAUAAUUCAUCUUAUGUCUUGUUUUAUCUUUACAAGACAUCAUUAGUUUUGUCUUCAUGGAAAAUAUCUUUCUGCCUUUGUUUUUUUUUCUUUCUAGUAAUGUUUGCAUAUCAUCUUUAAAUUGCAGUAUAAAUGGACAUUGUAGGUACAACAAAGUUUUUGUGUAACAAAGAUUUCUUACAAUUCACAACUAUUUUCUUAAACUUUUUUACUGGGUGAAAAAAAAUAACAUUCACCCAUAAGUAACUUCUAAAAAUCCAUAGACGCCUACAAAGUAAAGCAAAGACAACUUUUUCCUUUCAUAUGUACAUUUUGUGUACACAUGCUUGAGCCUCCCCAGUGAAGAGAGUCAGCCAUGAAUGACAUAAACUAAGAUUAUGAUUUUCUUCUUGCCACCAGGUUCCUGCCAUAAACGAGCUUGAACAGCGUGUCAACAAUUUACUCAAAUCACGAGCUGAGCGCCUCAUCAAACGCAGGCAGCUUGAUGUUCAGGAUCAAUGUCGAGAAUACAUGACAAGUCGGUAUUUAUACUCUUUUUCUUUUGACUUCCGGCUUGUAGCUUGGGAGAAAGUAGAUCAGGGGGGAAAAGUACAAGCAUUCUAAUUAUUUAUGCAUUAAUUUUAAGUUAUCGAUAGAAAAGCUUUAAAAAAUAUUUUUCUAUUUAAGUUAUUUAUAUGAUGGUAAGUACCGGGUAGAACACUUAUUGUGUAAAUGAACUAAAACAUAUUUCUUAACAGGUAGGUAGGAAAGCCUCUUACUUUUAUAGUUCAUGUUUAAUUACUUGAAAAUGUAAUUCUCCCUAUUUUAUACCUGCAAUCUCAAAUUGGCCUUAAGUUAUAGAUAAAAUAUUUUUAACAAAAAAUUGUUACCGGAAGCUGAACUAAUUCACAUAUAAAUGAAGUUCUUUUAAAAUAGUUAAGUUGACUUAGAGUAAUUUUUUAAAACUUUUUUUUUCUUCCAGACACAGCCAUGGUUAAGCUGGAUGUAGAGGCAAAGGAAGAGCAGGUCAGACAAAGGAGAGCAGCAGAAAGAGAAGCUAGGAGGUACAUUUUUUGAAGAGUUCUUUGACUUUGGAUUGACCAAACCUUAAGGGGCGUCAAUUAAUUACAUCAUCAGUUUUUAAGCAAUUUUUGCCCCCCCCCCCUCCCCCCCGUCAACAACUGUCAAACUUUCAGUGACCCCCUAUCUAAUUAUGUCAACAUUUUUAUAACAACAACACCCCUCACCCCCCAAUGAAUUAUUAUAUACAUAAAUCUAUAAACAUAUUUUACUUUGCGCUGAUCUAUUUUAAUAGCACAAAAUUGUAGGAGUAACACUUUAUUGCAUCUUUAGCUUGUUAAACAACAAGUUAAAAAGUUUUUACACUUAAAUUUUAUAAUACAGAAUCGAUGAAAAGGUUAUUAAAGACUAAUUAUCAUUGUUUGAGGAAGUAUAAAUAUGAUUUUUGUCAGUGUAGCUCACAAUUGUAGCAUAGUUUCUAGCUGUUAUCAUCUUCCCAUGGAGUAGUCAGGUGUUGCUCUAUCGUAACAAUGGGCAUAGUAGCUGAUUUAUUAUUUUCAUAAUGCGGAACUGAUUACCAGACAAGUCAACAUCAUCCAUCAUCUAACCAUUCAGCACUUACAAUAGAAGCAUUGUCAGUGUAAGCAAUAACUGCCAUUAGCUCUCUCUCUGUCUCCUGGCAGCUACUUGCAUUAGUAGAAUCCUUUUUUUGUUGAGGAACAGGUGGUAAUUUCUGAUGCAUUGUCGGUGCUGUUGAGCUUGCUAUUUCAACAUGACUUGUGAUGCAAAAUAGAUGUUACAGAUUUUCCAAAUCCGUUCAAGCAGCGAUGUUAUUACUGUUACUCACUUUACUUUCCCCUAAUUCUCAAAAUAUCAUAUUUACUACUCUAUCAAUACCAUUUAUCUUGACUGCACAUGACUUUUGAACCUUGUCCUUGCUCCAUACCUGCAACAUGACCGCAAACAUACCGCCCUAGUCAUUUUCCAGGAAUAGAAUCUACAUGCGAAGAGAGGCCAACUUUUGACUUCUCUUGCACUAACAAAAUGUGCUAACAUUCUGACCAACCAUCAGCAAUGCACAGACAGACACACAUUAAAUAAAUCUUAUAUUGUUAAAAGCCUACAAAUUAUAUAACUAUUUUAAUUUACACUCAUUAACUUUUUUUAAAAAUAAUGUAAUAACCAGUCAAUUUUUAAGAUACAAAUUUUAAUAGAGAAAACAUGAUAGUUGACAUAAACUAAUAUAAACACCCCCCCCCCUCCUCCCCACCAAUAACUCUCAAAAAUUUCAAAACACACCCCCCCACUCACACCCCACCCCCACUCACACCCCCCACUCACACCCCCCACCCCCACUCACACCCCCACCCCCCACUCACACCCCCCCAAAUUUUGUUAACAUAAUUAAUGGACGACCCCUCAGAGUUUAUGGAUAGGCUUCAAGGGGUCUGGCUUUAGAAAAAAAUUUCCAUCUUCAAAAGGAACUCUAAUAUUUUAGGGUUCCUAGGUAAAUGAAAACCUAGCUCCUCACAAGACAAACAAUAGGAUCUAUUGCAUCGAGAGAAUAUUAAUAGGGUCUGUUGCUAAACUAGACAAAGUGUAGGCAGGUGUUGAACAUGAUUUUUCUCUGUUGGUUCCUCUAUCAUUGUGCCCUGGUGUCUGCCGUCCAUUGAACCAAGAAACUCCUGCAUGGCCUUUGACUUUGUUACAGCACACUCUCAAGAUACCAACGAUCAACAUUACUGAGCCCUUUAGAUGAUUUUGUCAUGAGCCAGCCAAAUAAUUUCCCUUUUCACUCAUCACACCUUAACAAAUAAUAAAAUAAUAGGGUGAUGAGCAUAAAAAUAUGUAUGUCAUUGUCAUAUACAUGAUACAUUUUUAUGUGUUUCCUAUAGGGCCAGACGUCGGCGAGCCAGAGAGGCUAAGAACAUCGUGGGUCAUCAUGAUGGCCUCUCCUCCGAUGAUGAGGAGAGUAGCCAGUCUCUCAUGUUGAAAUUUAAAUCUGAAAUAGGUAAGAUGUAGUCUGAUCGCAGUAGUUUCCCUCAGAUUUUUUUUAAAGAUCACCUUGUAAUAUUUGGAGUCGCAAUUGGUCAAAAUUUUGGGCACGAUUUAAUUGAAAAAGCUAAACGAGGCGUGUGGAAGCUUGAAUUUAAGGACAGGACAGUAAGAUUAGAACAUUUUGGCAGAGAGCCUUCCUCAGGUUAUUGUCCUGUCCUUAAAUUCAAGCUUCCACACGCCUCAUUUUGCUAUCUCAUUUACUUAGCUUGAAUGCAGUCCUUUAUUUAUUAUACAAUUUAAUUACAAAAACUUGUGUGCGCGCCAAGAAUAUCUGAUUGUGUUCAAUAUUUCAAAAUUGGGGUCUUAAUGUUUUUUGUUUUUUAAAAAUUAUUUCCAGAGGAAGUUUCCAAGGCCAGAGAGAACAUUUUUGAUGAUGUGGUUGAAGAAUUCUCUGAUAUUGAAUAUGUUAAAGAUCAGUUUGAGAGCUGGAAGUUCACAUAUGGAGACACAUACAGAGAGGCUUACAUAGGGCUGUGCCUACCCAAGCUUAUGAAUCCGUUCAUCAGGAAAGAACUACUAUUGUGGAAUCCCCUAGAUGUAAGUGGUUUUUUUUUCUGUACAUUUACUUAGCUAAAAUUAAAUCAAAUGUUAAAAAUACUUAUUUAAAAAUUUUAAGCCCAUCAGUGACACUUGGUUUUUUUGUUUUGUUCAUUGGUAACUUUUUUUUUUAGUACUUAUUCAGUGUUAUGGAACUGGAACUUUUAAACAAAUGUUGGCAGUCUUCUUAAAGUCUUAAUACUCUGAAUUGACUAAGACUAAUUUUAAGUUAAAAACACAUCUCCCAGGUUUGAGAAGGUCUUUAGUUUUGUAAACUUGAUUAACUUGAGAAUAAAUUACAUUUGUAUUGAAAAUUAAAACUUUAACUGAUAUUCCUGUUUUAUCAUGAAGGAGAACUGUGUUGACUUUGAAGACAGUUUGUGGUUCAACUCCCUUGUGUUCCUGGGUUUCAAAGAAGGGGAAGAAAUGGAGAGGUCAGACGAUGAUCUCAGACUUUUACCAUCCAUCGUAGAAAAACUAAUUAUACCCAAAAUGACUUGUAGGUCUUUAAAUUUCUCUUUUUUUACUUCGGUUUUGCAUUCAAUAUUUUAACUGUUAAAAAAGAUGGAGAUAAUAUAAUUUGAACUUAUUACAAGUUAGCUUAAAAUUUUAAAAACUUUUUAUUAUUUUAAAUUUUUAAAAUUUUUUUGCAUAUUUUGUUGUUGAUCAGUUCUAGUCCAAGAUGUCUGGGAUCCAUUGUCCACAACCCAGACUGCCCGUUUGGUCAACUUAACUCUGAAACUCAUAAGGGACUACCCUACAGUUCAUGCUCAGAAUAAAAACUUCAGAGUAAGACAAAAAUCCGUGUCUUUUCAUAUUUUUUGUAUACUCCCUAAUUAGCUGAGCUCUUGUUGUUUUGCCAGUGGCGUUGUAAAUAUAAGAAAUUGUUCACUCAAGGAAACUGAAUUCAUCAAUAGUUUUACUAAUAUGCGACUGAUCUCUUUUGAUUACAGGCUUACCUUGAAGCUGUUGUGGCCAGAUUGAGGAAAACCCUUGAUGAUGAUGUUUUUAUGCCUAUGUAUCCCCUUAAGUAUGCUGUUGUCUUCCACCUAAAUAUUUGUGAAAUUAAUUUUGUGUGUGUGCAAAAAUCAGAAAAUUUAAGCUUAGACUUAGACUAUACACUUAUGAACUAAAUGAAGUCAUGACAUAGAAGUUAUUUUCUGCUUCAAUGCUUGUUGCAUGUAAUCUCUGAUAGUUUUGUUGCUAGAAGAUAUAUUCAGCUGUAAUAAAGUAAAGAACAGCUGUUAAAGUUUCAAUCAUGAUCCAUAUUAAAGAGGAAAGUGUUGUCAUAAUUUCACCUUUUGGCUCUUUGCAGUAUUUUAGAUAACAGGUCGUCUGGUCCAGCUGUAUUCUUUCACCGUCAGUCAUGGACAUGUAUCAAGGUAACAAAAGUUAUCAAUUUUCAUAGGUCAGGCUGAUGUAUAAUAUAAUUGUUGGCAAGGACACCACGGCUGAAGAAUAGUUUUGUUAUCAUUGAUAAAUACAUAACCAGCAGUAUUAAAUCCCUGCAGUGCAUUUUAUCUAGGGUUUACUAAAUCUUUUUAAUUUUUGAUGUUGGCUCAUAAAUACUUUCUUUGUCAGUUCAUAAUUAAGCACAGCUAAUGUCUUGUUAAUUCAUGAACAGACACAGUCUUUGUUCGGUCAUAGCUAAACACUCGAUGUUUUGACUUUGUUGGUUCAUUAACAUGCACUGCCUUUGAUUAGUUCGUACUCAAACACUGUCGUCAUCUUGUUGGUAACGUGUAGUUAACGCCAUGGGAAAAUGUCCUGUAUUUACAGCUGCUGGGUAAUAUUUUGUCAUGGCACCGCCUCAUCUCUGCCCCAGUGCUUCAGAAGCUGGCGUUGUCAGGACUCUUGAACAGAUACAUUGUCAUUGGCCUGGCCUCAUCACAUAUUAACAGAGAAGCCCUACAAAAAUGCCAGGCUGUAAGUUCAUUUAGUUUUAAAAUAAUAAUUUUAUCUUAACUGAACCGUUUCUACAUCUUUAAAUUUGAAUUUAAAUAGUCAAAUUAGAACGAAGUUUUCAUUGAAUCUGGUAGGUAAAAUGUGUUAUUAUGGAUGAAAAUUCUUGUAAUAAGCAGAAGUAUUUUUUUACACCUAUUUGUAUCAAAAAGCUCUUGAAGGCUAGCUACAAUAUAUGAUUUUUAUUUCAAAUGAACUAUGAGUGAUGUCUAUCAACUUGGGUAGUAGCAGUUUUUCACUUGGGUUUUUCAUGUUAACCUCCCCAACAAUGAUUUGAUGGCUGAAACUAUUUUACCCAACUAUUCGUUGAAUGACUUACUUACAGGACCUUCUUUUAUCAUUUAAUCAUUUGUCCACUUGAAAUCUGAUGAGUCUUCAGUUAUAAAGAUAGAAAAUUUUUAUUUAUUGUUCAGUGCGCCAUUAUUGUAAUGCGUAAAACAGAACUUUGUGUUGCUAUUUCAGAGCUAAUUUUGUGCCCACCUUUAUUUUUUUCCCCAUAGAUCAUCUCCACAUUUCCCAAGGAUUGGUUCAACAAUUUGGAUGGUGACUCUACCUUGUCUCAACUUGAGAAUCUUUGCCGCUACUUGGUCUCAGCAGCUAAAACACUGCACAAGGCAACAGCUCUUGAAAAAGACAGUGAGAGAUUGGAAGGGAGGUAAUUGAAACAUUUUAAAUAAUUAUUGGGAUAUUUGUUGGAUAGUUUCAAAGGAACUUGUACUUGAUUGGUUAUAUAUUAAAACCCAAUGUUAAAGAAAUUCCUGUUCCUUGAAAAGUCACUACCAGGAACAGUGGGCUAGCAUAUGUAGAUCAAUCAGAAUGUCUACAGAAUUGCAGUUAAUAAAUUAUAUUGGAAAUGUUGUGGCUAAUGUUUACUUCAGCUAAUAAAAUUAGGGCAUUAAGGUGUUGAAAAGUCAUUCUUGUGGACAUAGUAAUGAUUUUUUUUUAAUAUGAAGGCUGUGAGUCUUAUAUUAAUUUAGUGAGAAGUAAUUAAAUGAUUUAGUGAGUAAAUACUUUUUUAUUGAUUCAGUGAGUAGAAAUUUACUUAUUUAGUGAGUAGAAAUUUACUGAUUUAGUGAGUAGAUUUACUGAUUUAGUGAGUAGAAAUUUACUGAUUUAGUGAGUAGAAAUUUACUGAUUUAGUCAGUAUAAAUUUACUGAUUUAGUGAGUAGAAAUUUACUGAUUUAUUCAGUAGAAAUUUACUGAUAUAGUGAGUAGAAAUUUACUGAUUUAGUGAGUAGAAAUUUACUGAUUUAGUGAGUAGAAAUUUACAGAUAUAGUGAGUAGAAAUUUAGUGAGUAGAAAUUUACUGAUUUAAUGAGUAGAAAUUUACUGAUUUAGUGAGUAGACAUUUACAGAUCCUGAAGUGUGAAAUGAGGUCACACAUUGUUUUCCUUCUAUUUCUGACUUUUAGAGAAAUGAUAAAACAGAUGAGCAAGCAUCUAGUGAACAUACACGCCAUGGACCACGCCAUGUCAUUGGCUAAUGAAUUCAGCUUCAAGAUUUCUUAACCAACUUGCCAACUCAUCCCUAGGAUAUCACAGCUGAUAAGAAGAGAUGUUGUGUGCAGAUAAAAGCUUAUUUUGAAGGCCAAUUUUGUAGGCUUCGUUGUACAGUUACUGAAGUUAGUUCUAAAUUAGCAAUAUGUAAUAUUAUUGAAUGGCAUUUUGUAUUAUAAUGAAUUACUUCUUGCAGUAUUUUAUCUUUGAAAAAACUUGAAAGUAUUUGUGGCAGAGAAUGUUUCAGGAUAUGCUUACUAUUUAAGGAAGAGUUAAGUAAAGAGCCAUAGGAUGCCAAGUCUAGUUAGUAGGAUUCUCGCUGUAAUCAUGUGUUACAUGAUAACUCUCCUUUGGAGCGCAGAAGUGAAAUCUAAAAACAGAACAUAUUUCACUGCCUCUGUGAGCCUCCAUCCAUUGAAUGGAGCUGUCCAUCUCAUAUAUGUGAUCAUGCAAGGUGCUAAUGAUAACACAUCACUCACCCCUAUUAACCCUUUACAGUCCGAUGCGCCCGAAAUGCGCCGAUUUUUUCCUUAAGCGUACAGUCCGAUGCGGCCAAACCCGCCCGUUUCGAGGUUGUUUACUUUCGUUCUUAGCACAGCGGAAAUCCAUUGCAUAACCCUUUACAGUCCGAUGCGCCCGAAAUGCGCCGAUUUUUUCCUUAAGCGUACAGUCCGAUGCGGCCAAACCCGCCCGUUUCGAGGUUGUUUACUUUCGUUCUUAGCACAGCGGAAAUCCAUUGCGCAUUACUAUUUAUAGUUCUACCGGAAGAAAGCCU
Messenger RNA from Lymnaea stagnalis (great pond snail), 9380 nucleotides. NCBI's taxonomy places the organism in Eukaryota, Metazoa, Mollusca, Gastropoda, Lymnaeidae. The record is from the annotation of a GenBank genome assembly.